UAUAACAUUAAACCAUAAAGAUCACUGUUAGAACAAUAGAACAUUGCCAGGGGGAAAAAAUGAAGUGGCUUUUAGUUCAAGUAUUAUUAUUAAUAAUUUCAAAUGAAAUUUUAAUUAAAGCCGAAUAUUAUUCAUCGGUACAUAAAAUGUCCUCUUUAAUGAAUGCCGAAUUACAAAUAUUAAAUAAUAUGGAAACAUUUAUAAGAAAAAAUGAAAUUAAAUUACAGUUUUUAAAAGAGAAACUUAAGGAUUAUGAAAGAGAACAUGAAGAGGCUGUAGCCACAGGUCCAGUAUAUUUUGAGAAUCCGGUAAAUAAAUAUUUGUUAACUAAAAGACUGACCAACGAUUGGGAAAGAAUCGAAAAUGUAAUGCAAUACCAAGAGGGAGAGAACUCUCUAAAGAUAAUUGAAAAGCAUAGUGUUGAUGAGAAUGAAUUAGAAGGAGCCAUAGAUGGUCUGCUACGCUUACAGGAUACCUAUCGACUAAAUACUACUGAUAUAGCUCAGGGUAUAUUAAAAGGCAUUUCCUAUAAUGUCCAUUUUGACUCGCGCCAUUGUUAUGAUAUUGGUCAAAGAGCUUUAGCUACAAAUCUAACUAGAUUAGCUCAUUCUUGGCUAAAAGAAGCUUUAAACAAAUUUUCAACUGGAUCAGAGAUCAAACUUGAGAAACUAGAUAUCGAAUUGGCUUUGGUUAAUGCUAAAUAUAAAAUGGGUGAUGUUAGAGGUGCUAAUCAAUCGUAUGUGGAUUUGAUUAAUUUAUAUCCGGACAGUGAAAGAAUAGCUAAACUUUAUGCAGAAUUUUCAGAGGAAUCUCUUAAUAAAACUUCCAUUGAAGUUGAUUACUCAAUAGAUCAUGAAUCUCCCCUAAAAAACUUAGAUAAAGCUAGUAAAUCUAUAUUACAUAAAUAUGCAUGUGCUGAUCUUAUAAGGAAAACCCCCAGUGAAGAACGUCACUUACGCUGCCGUUAUAUAAGCGAAACUAAUCCAUUUCUUCGUUUGGCUCCCAUCAAAGUAGAGGAAAUGAAUCAUGAUCCCUUGUUGCUAGUAUUUCAUAAUGUUAUAUCCGAUAAUGAAAUAGAAAUUGUGAAAAAUUUAACUAAACACAUACGUAGGGCAAGAGUUUUUAGUGAAAAUAAAUCAACUGUAUCCGAUAUACGCACCAGUCAAAUAACUUUUAUUAAGGCACAUAAACAUCCUGUAUUAGGCAUAAUCGAUAGACGUGUUGAAGAUAUGACUAAUCUUAAUAUGAAAUAUAGUGAAGAUCAUCAGUUUGCCAACUAUGGUAUUGGUGGUCAUUAUGGGCCUCAUAGGGAUUACUUUUCGCUAUUACAUAUGCGUCCUGAAAAAGUUACUAAAUAUCAUUUGGGCAAUCGUAUAGCCACGGUAUUAUUUUAUCUAACUGAUGUCGAACAAGGUGGUGGUACCGCUUUUCCUUAUAUGAAACAACAUUUAUUACCUAAAAAAGGUUCUGCUGCUUUUUGGUAUAAUUUACAUGCCUCUGGAGUUCGUAAUGAACGUACUAUGCAUGGCGCCUGUCCCAUUAUAGUGGGUUCAAAGUGGGUUUUAAAUCGUUGGAUCCGUGAACAUGAUCAAAGCGAUCGCAGACCAUGUCUAUUGUUUAAUGAUUCAUUGUAGUUCCUAUUUUAGUAAUUUGUUGUUUUAAAAAAGUUUUCAUUAAACAAAAAAU
Molecule: messenger RNA, 1686 nt
Organism: Lucilia sericata (common green bottle fly)
Lineage: Eukaryota; Metazoa; Arthropoda; Insecta; Diptera; Calliphoridae
Product: prolyl 4-hydroxylase subunit alpha-2-like
Exons: 8
Coding region: 60-1634 (524 amino acids)
Biological process (GO): peptidyl-proline hydroxylation to 4-hydroxy-L-proline
Cellular component (GO): endoplasmic reticulum
Molecular function (GO): procollagen-proline 4-dioxygenase activity; L-ascorbic acid binding; protein binding
Source: RefSeq, a predicted model, not a curated record